Messenger RNA from Myxocyprinus asiaticus (Chinese sucker), 2386 nucleotides. RefSeq names its product protein FAM219A. The coding region runs from base 154 to 732 and encodes 192 amino acids. Lineage: Eukaryota; Metazoa; Chordata; Actinopteri; Cypriniformes; Catostomidae. The transcript is spliced from 6 exons. The record is from RefSeq and is a predicted model, not a curated record.
GAGUAACAGCAAGAUAGCGGAAAACAAGUCGAGAAGAUGCUGGACAACUGGGCAUCUUUGACCUGAUCCAGAGAGUGAAUAAAUGCGUUUUUCAUUUAGGGUACUAUUUUGAACAUUUGUCCUACACUGUGCCAGGCUGAAGUUUUAAAAAAAAUGAUGGAGGAAACUGACAGAUUUCAAGUGCCACCGGUUAAUCCAGAGACGAAGCUGCUGGACCCUGCAGCAACGUCUAAUUUGGAGGCCGACUCAAGCACGAGGGAACCUGAGUCAGUCGCUAUCAACUACAAGCCCUCCCCGCUACAAGUAAAGAUAGAGAAACAGAGAGAGCUGGCAAGGAAGGGGUCGGUAAAGAACGGAACUGUGGGUAGCCCAGUCAAUCAGCAACCCAAGAAAAAUAACGUCAUGGCCAGAACAAGGUUGGUUGUCCCUAAUAAAGGCUAUUCAUCCUUAGACCAGAGUCCAGAUGAGAAGCCUCUUGUAGCACUUGACACAGACAGUGAUGAUGACUUUGAUAUGUCCAGAUAUUCAUCAUCUGGAUAUUCCUCAGCCGAGGUGAGAUGUCUGAGGGACCAGCAAAUAAACCAAGACUUAAACAUCCAGCUGCUAAAGGACGGCUACCGAUUGGACGAAAUCCCAGAUGAUGAAGAUCUGGACCUCAUCCCCCCCAAAUCCGUCAAUCCCACCUGCAUGUGCUGCCAAGCCACUUCCUCCACAGCCUGUGAAAUCCAGUAGCCCCUUCCUCCCCCUGAACCCCUCCCACCCCAUUUAACCCUGUGACUUGAGCUCACAGUUACUACACUCAGCAUAGAUUAACUACUAAAGAACUUAAAUAAACACAGUAGAAUGGGUGUUACAAUUAAUAUUACAUAGGAAGAAAAUAGUGAAUGAAAAUGCAAAAAGAAAAUGUUACUGUCUUUGGUUCCUCCUAUGGUAGGAUGUGAGUCUUUGUAUCAUCACCAAAGGGUGCUAGACUUAGGUGGGUAUAGAUGCGUUGAGGUAUACAUGAAUGCACAGCGUGGCUAAAGGAUGCAGCUGCUAAAAUAUAUUUUAAAAUGGAACAAAAAAAGUAUGACACUACUACAAGUUCCUCAAUUUGGAGUGAAAAUGCGUACUCUUAUAUUUACCUUUGUUUGGCUCACACUUUCUGUCGUUACUGCUGACAGAUGUUUUCAAUUUCAAAUAAAAGGGAGUGCAUAGUGACCAGGAGAACCUAAAUCAUUUAGAUUUCUCCAUAUUUUCAAACGUAUGUAUUAGCGUAUGUGCAGCUCUGUAGCAAACACUAAUAAAAGGGCAUACUCUUGAGAUAUCCAUACAUAUGACUGAUCUCCUUAGAUACACACAGAAUAUGUCAUUGUCUUGAAAGGGAAUGUCAUUGAAUAGUUGGAAUGUGCUUUACUAAUGAAGACUGUCUAUAUUGAUUGUUUACUUGUUUUUCUUUUUUUUUGUGUGUCAUGUUUUGAUCAGUGUUGCUUGUUGUUUGUGGGCUUAUGUAAUGAACACAAAGCCACAACGGUUAUACAGAACUAAGAGGAACGUAAAACAAUGAAGAUACAAUAAUUCAUUUUUGAAAGCUUUUUAUUUAGAAUUGUUGCAAUGUCUUCGAAGGGGGGCAAGAGGCUUGCUAACAUGACAGAAAAUCUGAUUUGUGCCAAAAUGCAUAAAAUGCAUUGUGUCUUUAUUUUGAAAGAUGGAUUGAGUAAGGAAAGCUUAUGGCCAGCAUUUUAAAAGAUGCCAGAAAUUAAUUUUAAACUCUGUUAAGUUCGCUCUUUAAUGUUCUCAUCUUUGCAGUUACUUUAAAGUGAGAUAUCAUUCAAUAGGAUAUUCAAUAUCAAUAGGAUACUCUACAUUUGUUCAUUUGCUGCUUUUCUAAUUCACUCUCAUUUGAUGGCUUUUUAAGAAACCCCUCGAAAACACUCCAUUCAAAUCACUAAAAUGUGUUUUAAAUGGAUAAUUCACCCAAAAAUGAAAAUUCUCUCAUCAUUUACUUACCCUCAUGUAAUCCCAGAUGUGUAUGACUUUCUUCUGCUGAACAUACACAAAGAUUUUUAGAGGAAUAUCUCAGCUCUGUAGGUCUAUAGAAUGCAAGUGAAUGGUGGCCAGAACAUUGAGGCUCCAAAAAAGAACAUAAAGGCAGCAUAAAAGUAAUCCAUACGACUCCAGUGGUUUAAUCCAUGUCUUCUGAAGCGAUAUGAUAGGUCUGGUUGAGAAACAAAUCAAUAUUUGUCUUUUUUUUUUUUUUUUAACCAUAAAUUCUCCUACCUGCCCAGUAGGUGGCGAUAUGCACGGAGAAUACAAAUAGCCAAAAACAAAAGAAGAAUGUGAAAGUGAUUGAUUGAUUGUAAAAAAAAAAAAAAAAAAAAAAAAAAAGGACUUAAAUAUUGAUCUG